Molecule: messenger RNA, 714 nt
Organism: Pedinophyceae sp. YPF-701
Lineage: Eukaryota; Viridiplantae; Chlorophyta; Pedinophyceae
Source: the annotation of a GenBank genome assembly
AUGCGGAGCUGCCUGGCCGGCCGGCCCGUGGUGCAGCGGGCGGCGAUCGCCCGGCAACCGCGCGCCCUGGUCCUGCGCACGCGCGCGAGCGCCGAGGCGCGGGCCAAGCUCGACGAGGGACGCAAGCUGUUCGACGCCGGAGACCGCAUGGGCGCGAUCCGCAUGUACGACGAGGUGAUCGAGGCGGGGCCUACCCCGGAGCAGGUCCAGGAGGCGCUGUACAGCGCGACGUGCUGCCACGCGUCGUUUGGCGACAUCGAGCUGGCCAAGAUGACGCUCCGGGACGCGGUCGCCGCGGGGCUCGACUUCGAGGCCGCGGUGAAGAACGAGGAGUGGGUGCCCCUGAUCGCGUCGACGCAGUGCAAGAUCCAGCUGCGCAACUUCAGCAAGGCGGUGGCCAAGCAGACGCGCGCCGGCGCGGGGCCCGCGACGGACGAGCAGAAGGCGAUGCAGAAGAGCCAGGGCAUCACGCCGAAGCGCCAGGCGCCCGCGUACAAGCCCUCGCUGUCGGGCGACGCGUCCCUGCAGGACCGCCUGCGCGACGCCAACGAGCGCGGGGACGUGAGCGAGCUCCUCGCGACCGACAUGGGCGAGGGGCUCGACACCUCCCUCGGCGCCAUCGCGCGCCGCGUCGCGAUCCUCCUGCUCGUGCUCACCGUCUCGGGGGUCGUGAUGUGGUACGCGGGCCUGGCACUGCUCUUCCCACAGGGGUAG